This is a messenger RNA of Drosophila sulfurigaster albostrigata, 5107 nucleotides long. It is a transcript of the gene dve, whose product is annotated as homeobox protein 13. Gene Ontology annotation, molecular function: RNA polymerase II cis-regulatory region sequence-specific DNA binding; DNA-binding transcription factor activity, RNA polymerase II-specific. NCBI's taxonomy places the organism in Eukaryota, Metazoa, Arthropoda, Insecta, Diptera, Drosophilidae. The transcript has 6 exons. The coding region runs from base 1283 to 4537 and encodes 1084 amino acids. Gene Ontology annotation, biological process: regulation of transcription by RNA polymerase II; chromatin remodeling. The record is from RefSeq and is a predicted model, not a curated record.
UUGUGCGACAACUUGUGCUGUGGAAGGAUGUCUUGACGCGCGUCCGUUCAGCAGUCAGCAUUAGAAUCAUACUGUAGCGUAGUAAUUGAAGUCGCAGCAGCAGCAAACAGUGAAAGAGCAGGCGACGAAAUUGUUUGCAGUGCUGUUGUUAUUAGUUAUUGACAAUCCGUAUAAUGGACAGUCGAGUACGAGAUACUUAACACACACACACACACUCAAAUAAAAACGUAUAUGACCAACUAGAGCCGAAAAAAAGGCAGUCAAACAAUAAAAGAGAAAACAAAUCAAAAUCAAGCGAACAAAGUAAACAAAAAAUCACAACAGGCUGCGCUUAUCACAAGCACAACAACAAUACUAACAACAACAACAACAACAGCAAGAGUAAUACUAAAUGCAAACACCAAUACAAACAACGAAUAACGUAGAACGCAUAACGAAUAACAACGAAUCAAUUCUUGCGCACUCAAAACCCAAAGUGGCAAUCAGUCAAUCAGAGAAUCUCUCUGGCAAUAGACCACAACACACACAACUAUAUAUCGACUUGCAUAUUCCCUACGAUAUCUCGAUAUCUCUUUAAGUUCGCGGCGAGUUCAGACGUUCAGUUGUUCAAUUGUUGGAAGCUCGAGUGGUUGCUUGUGUCGCGUUUCAACGAGAGGAUCACUUUUAGCUUCUUAUCGCCGUCGGUUGGCUCGACUUUUGACACGCUCCUCCUUCUGUUCCUCGUCCUGUAUUUUCUUCAGCGAGGCUGAACGUUAGCUACUGAUAUCCAAAGAUUUCAAGCGCGUUUUUUAUGGCGUGCCCGUGCCGCCAGUGCUAAUGAUGUCGCGUCGAGAAGUGCAGCAGCACAACUGCAAGAGAACAACUGCAUCGAAUCCGUUCCGGCAAACAGCGACUUCGACUCCAACUCCGACUCCAACUUCAACUGCAACUGCAAGUGCUUGUGUUUGAUUGUGAUUGUGUCUAAUUUGCGUCUCCGUCGUGGCAAUAAAAAAGUAAAACACUGUGUGAGAAACCAACCGGUAAUCGGAAAAUCAAAGCGUGCUUUAGUCUUAUCGCAAAUUAUAACAUUACAGCAAUAAUAAAUUUAUAGCAACAUUUUAAUAAUUGCUACCAAGCAAGACUAAUUAAUUAAUGCCAAACGCGCCAAACUUGACGCAAAUCAUAUAUAAAUAAAACCUCAAGGGUCUGCAACAAUCAUCGAUCCGAGUGAACACUGAGAACUCGCAAGUGCAAACCGAAAAUUCUAAAACCGAAAACGAUCCAACGAUCAUUGUCAAUUUCCAUGAUGGACUUUCAAAGCGCCAUGGAAACCUUUGCCGAGGCCUGGGUAGCUGCCAAUGCCGGACAGCAGAGCCAGGCUUUGGCACUUACUCGAGCGGCCAAUGCGGCGGCGGUUGUGGCCGCUGCCAAUGCGAAUGCGAAUGCCAAUGUUAAUGCCAAAUCUCCCUCGGCCGCAGCCAGCCUCAUGGACAUGGCUGUCAAGAAGGAGCACUCGUUGUCGCCGCCGCACAGCGUCAUCCCCGAGGACUCCAGCUCUGGCCUUGGCCAGCUGCAGCACAGACGCUCCUCGCUGCAGGGUGUGCAGGAGAAGCUCACCCAGCUACAGAUGCAACAUCAGCAUCACCAGCAGCAACAGCAACAGCAGCAACAGCAACAACAACAGCAGCAACAAUCUGCUGUGGAGCAAGUCAAUGCUGCUGGUCGUCGUUCCGCUGAAGGCAGCCCCCAUUCCUUGACCCAUCUACAGCAGCAACAUCAACAGCAGCAGCAGCAAUCACAGCAGCAACAACAGCAACAGCAGCAGCAUCUGCAUGGCUCCGAUGGCGGCGGCAGCGCCUUGGCCUCCUCGGCGGCAUCUAGUCAGAAUGCCUCGUUGUCAGCGACGCCAAAGAGCGAGCGGGAACGCGAACGUGAGCGUGAGGAACGUGGCAGCAUCUCCUGCCUGCCACCAGCUGCUCUGGGCAUGGCUGUGGGCGUGCAACAAGCCCAGCAGCAGGCGGAAAAGCUGCUCAGUCAUCCGGCGCUCGAGUCCCGUCGCGACUUCGAUGUCAGCAAAGUGAAUCCGAAAUCGCUUCCACUGCACUGCGUGGUGGAGUCUGUGCACUCGUUGCAUGCCUCGCUUACCAUAGACACACGCCAGCCGUGGAAACGGCGACCGAACAUCGAGACAGACAGCUACGUGAUCAUUGCAGCGGCCACGCCCUGGAGCGAAAUAGUGCAAACGGCGCUGCAGCGUCUCGGCUACUCCCAAGAGGUGGCGAACACAGCCAGAGGCUCGCUCAUCAUCAAGCACUGGAAACCAAUACCGUUGGAACAGAUCUCCGAUAAUCCGGCUGUGCCGGUUAGCGACAUUGUCGGUGAGCUGACAUCGGUGAUAACGCUGCGUAUUGUCAUCUUACGGCCGAAGACAUCCCCCUUUGGGGAGAUCAAGGACAAGCUGCUCAAGCUGCUCGUCCUGCAAUCGCACGGACUGCUGCGUUCCACCGGCUGUCCCCUGGAUGAGGUGACGCUCUCGCAGAUCUGUCGCAGUUCCCAUCAGAAUACCUACGCAAUGCCCGGUGGCGAAAUCUCCGAUGAGCUCCGUCGCAAGUUCGAUCAAUGGUGGUCGAAUCAACUCUCUCCCCAGUCCGCGAUGACGCCAAAGAUGCUGCCCUUCAUGUCCGCCCCGAAUGCGGUGCCCGUGGUGCCCAGCGAAAUGGACUUUCCCGUGGGCACAGCCAUGGCUGCCGCAGCUGCUGCGGCUGCUCACGCUGCUGCCGCUGGAGCUGCUGGCGCCGCAGCCAAUCCGCUGAGUGCGAUGGGCAGCCGGGAGUCGUUGUUGCUGGCCAACGAAGCAGCCGCUGCUGCUGCCGCCGUGGGACAUCAUCCCAAUGCUGCGGUUAGUCAGGCCCAGGCGGCCGGGCAUCAUGGCAAUAUGCUGGUGCAUCCGAUGCACGCGUCGAUGCAUCAUCAUCAUCAUGCGGCCUCGCAUGGCGGACAGUAUCCGAAUCAGAAGACACGCAUGCGCACCAGCUUCGAUCCGGAGAUGGAGCUGCCCAAGCUGCAGAAGUGGUUCCAGGAGAAUCCGCAUCCGUCGCGCCAACAAAUCCAGACCUAUGUGGUCCAGUUGAAUGCUCUGGAAUCGCGUCGCGGUCGCAAGCCACUCGAUGUCAACAAUGUGGUCUACUGGUUCAAGAACGCACGUGCCGCACAGAAGCGCGCCGAGAUGCGUGGCGGUAGCUUGGGCAAUGCCAUGACGGCGUUGGGACAUGCGGCCAUGAAUGGUUAUCUCAGCCAGCAUGCGCCGUUGGGUCAGAACUCGAGCAGCAGCGCCGGAAGUCAGCCGUUGAGCAUGGGCAAUCUGUCGAUGUCGCAUGACUAUCUCAAGAGUCCGAUGAGCCUGAAGUCCGAGGACAUUGACACCAUGUCCCAGCACUCCGAUGAACUAGAGGAGGAGCCCAGUCGUCCCACAACGCCACAGCUACCGUUGUCGCUGACCACACACGAACGCCAUCGCAGUUCACCUAUGUUGGACGAUGAUGACGAUGAGGAUCGCAGCGAGCAACAGCAGCAGCAGCCACAGCGUGUGAAGAGCGCUGGCAGCGACUUGGCCAAUGGGGUGACGGAGCGCGAUGAGAAGCCAACUGGCCUGAAGACUCAAGAUGAGUUGGAAAUGCAUGACAACGACAAUGACAACGACAACUCCAAUGACAAUUGCAGUGGCAAUGCCAGCGGCAAUGCUGAGGCAGCCAAUGAUGCCAACGAUGGGGUACACAACAACAACAGCAGCAACAACAACAAUAACAGCAGCAGCAACAACAGCAGCAACCACAACAACAGCGGCAGCAACAACAACAACAACAAUGGGGAAAAUAACCAGAGUCACAACGAACGCGAUGAAGCCGCCUCGACGCCCAAGCACAGCACACCCAAGGAGGAGGACGAUGAUCUGGACAUGGAUGAGGACGAUGAGGACAAUGAGAACGAUACCAGCCAUCUGGAUGAGUUUCGUUCGCCAUCACCCGACUUGGGUGGCAGCGUGGUUCCACACAAGGAUCAACUGCCUUUUCCCAUGGUCCCCAACUCGAUGUUCUCGCAGUCCUUCAUGUACAUGAGCCAUUACAUCCCGGCCUUUGGCCAGGCAGCCGCCGCCCAUCCGCACGCACAUCAUGCGGCCGCUGCGGCAGCCGCCGCUGGCAUGCAACCGAAUGCGUUGAUGGGCGGUGCCGGACUCAAUCUGUCGAGCAUAUCGAAUGAGGAGCGACGCAAGCGCAAUCGCACCUUCAUCGAUCCGGUGACGGAGGUGCCCAAGUUGGAGCAAUGGUUCGCCAUGAACACGCAUCCCUCGCACAAUCUGAUCCUCAAGUACACCGAGGAUUUGAACACCAUGCCCUACCGUCAAAAGUUUCCGCGUCUCGAGAGCAAAAAUGUGCAGUUCUGGUUCAAGAAUCGUCGGGCCAAGUGCAAGCGUCUCAAGAUGUCGUUGUAUGACAACAGCCAGUGUGGCCAGCUCGGUGGUCUCAGUUCCUUUGUGCCCAAAUACGAGGAGCGGGAUUAGGCCAACCGGUUAGCAGCAUUUUGUAAAUACUUGGCAGCUAAAUAAACAUAAUCCUUUCGCCCUAAGCACAACUCUUUCCAAGUAUUAUGACACAGCAAAAUCAAAUCCCAGUUUAACAUAUAACAUUAAAAGCCCAGUCCCAAGAAUGUUUGGGGAAUAUUUAGCAAAAAUUAGAUGAAACCUAGUUGUAGAUGACAUUACUAUAAUUUAACGGAUCGCAGAAAUAUACGAGCAUAUUUUGUAGAAUAUCAACUAAUCAAAAAAGAAAAAAAAACGUAUAAAUAUCCACACUCUACAAACAUAAGUUAAACUACUAUUUGAAUUUGAAUUAGAAGAUGAAGACGAAGCGACGUAGAAGUGUAACCAAAGAAAGCCAAUCCGAUGUGUAAAUAUAUGACUAUUAUAAUAAUUCUUACUAUUAUGCAUAUUAUAUGAGAGAACUCUGCUAAUUUCUUUGAAUUGUGUAAUUUCUUGUUUCGAAACAUUUUGCCUUAUUUUAGAUCGUUUUCCAGCCUAGCAAAUAAGCAUAGUAUUUCUAUAAAUAAUAAUAAUUAAUAAUAAAAAAAAGAA